Messenger RNA from Centrocercus urophasianus (Greater sage-grouse), 6342 nucleotides. RefSeq names its product SMC5-SMC6 complex localization factor 2 (gene SLF2). Gene Ontology annotation, biological process: positive regulation of double-strand break repair; protein localization to site of double-strand break; DNA damage response. The coding region runs from base 91 to 3705 and encodes 1204 amino acids. The transcript is spliced from 21 exons. Gene Ontology annotation, cellular component: site of double-strand break; nucleus. NCBI's taxonomy places the organism in Eukaryota, Metazoa, Chordata, Aves, Galliformes, Phasianidae. The record is from RefSeq and is a predicted model, not a curated record.
UCUCGGGCGCGACCGUGCUAUGGUGCCGGGGUAGGGCGGUGAUCCCACAUCUCCACCCCUCCUCGCAGGAUCGUUCGGCCGCCGCGCGCCAUGACCCGUCCGCUCGGCGUGGGCUCGUCAUCACCGAGUCCGGCCUCUACCCGCUCCGGGCGCCAUUUUAGGCCGACAGCGGGCAGGGGGUCGGCCCAGGACUGCAGAUCCUCUGUUUUGGUAACCCUGAAGGCUGGAAGAGAGGGUGGAGCUAGAAGAAACCAGUCUAUUACAGAGUUCUUCAAACCAGUUUUAAAACAAGACCUUGGCCAUAGAGACAGAAGUGUGCUGUGCUCCUCAGACACAGGAAACGUAAAAGAUGCAGGAAUUGAACUGUCUGUUCUACAUGCUGGAUGCUUUGAGAAGCAAACGACUCCUGCAAAGAAAGUUAGAAGGAAAAAGAUGCCAGACCCAACACCAAAAACAAGUCCUAUAUUAGAUGCCUUCUGGAAAGGAAUUGAGAAAAAAGGCACUGUAAACUUAUUGGAGGACAACGCAGUAUGCAAGGCACCGGGUUCAGCAUGGCCAAGGGUUGUGAUUCGGAAACUCUUUGUUACUGCAGCAUCUCCCAGGAAUAUGUUGGCUGAAAAAGAUAAAGGUGUCAAGCCUGAGCAGGGAAGAAGUGAGAAGUAUCUGGAUGUAACAAGAACACUGCAGUCUUGUGAAAACAGCUGGGAGCAGAAAACUGACUGUAUGGAUACAGAAGAGACCAGCUCAGACUCGGAUGGAUGGGUUUUAGCAGAAGCUGAUUCUUGGAAGGCUGGCGCCAGAAAUAACAGCAAUGCAAACAGCACAUCUCUGUGCCACAGCUCAGGGCUCCUCUUGAAGUUGCCGUGCACUCCACCUGACUCCAAGUUUAGGUUAGCACUGGGAACUCUGCACAGAGGAGGAAAGCAGAAGACGCGCAGAACGAAGCAAUCUAAGGCACAUCACUUAAAGCCAUUUUCAAGAACAAGUGUAUCACAUCAGGGAAAUGGAUAUUCAAGAAAAAUAUCACGUUCUGCUUCGAGGGAGGCUGCCUCAGGUGACCCAUCCCAACCCAAGCAGGACUCAAAACAUGAUGUAUCCUCUCCAAAUUCAUUGAGAAUGUCCCCUGAGAAAGCUGCCAGUGUGUGGAAAAGCCAGUCUGCUCCAUUAGUCGGCCGUAGAGCCCAGAUGUCUUCUGGGAAGAGAAAACGCACUGUCAUGAGUGUGUAUGCAAACAGCUCGAAUCAGUGCGAAGAAGCAAGUUCCAGUGACCCUGCUUUGAGAAGGUCCUCUGCAACUGGGAAAAAUCAGAGGUCUGCUUUGGUUAAAAACAUUGUGCUGAAGUCUCCGUGCGUGGAUGCGCUGCAGCUCGUGGAGGCUGCUGCUCUGCCCAGACGGGAUUCUCCUCACUCAGAGGAAUGCCUUGACUCAAGCCAUGAAAAUGAGAAAAAUAAUUGCUCUUCUGGGGGCUUGGCAUCAUGUUCUGCACAGCGUCGUAAUGAAAAUAGCCGGGUUUCUGUUGUAGACACCAAAGAGAAUCAAUUGCAGGUGGCCAACUCACACUUCUACUUGGACGUGUCCCUGCCUUCUCAGGAGAAAAGUGCUCUCUUGCCUUCUCCACACCAUGUAAAACAAACAAAUACUGUACUCACAAAAGAUGUGAAAUCUCACCUCCAGAAUGCUGUCUUCUCUCAGGUAAUACCAAAAAGAUGUACGCUCAAUAGAGCUGAUGGUAUUUCACCCAGCAGCACUUCUUCAAGAACAGAAGAAAAGGCUUUAGAAGAUGUUUCAGAUUUUUGUCCAGUGGAAGGUUCUAAAAAGCUUACGGUCUUGGAAGAGAGUGAUAAAAGGGUUCAGUGUUCAUUGCCUUUUAAACAAGGAUGUGAGGACAACGAUUGUGUAUCUUCAGAACUCUCAGAGUUAAAAGUUGGAAGCACCCGUACAGAGAUGUGCCAUAUGAAUGGCAAAUCAAAAAGCAGUUUUGAUAGUGAAGAUGAGACUUUAGAGUGCAUUCUAGAUGAUGAUGAUGACGAUGAAACAUUCAUACCAUUGCAAGAAAUCCUGUCUUCAAGUGGCAGGCCUCAGACAGAAGCCCUGGAAGGAGACAGUUUUGAUGAUCUCCUCAAGGGCACCACGGCUCUGACAAAUCAUCUUUCUAAGCCUCCUGUUGGUACCCAGGUGUCGUAUGUGAACAGCUUAGAACAUCUCUUGAAGGAGAAGGAGCAAUCUAAAAGGCUGGGUGAACUGGAAAAGCGGUUGCGAGAAGACGUACAGAGAAAGGAAAUUGAUUCUUCAGAUGGAGAAAAUGAAAAUGCUGUGGAGAAUGGAGACCUCUCAGAAGAACACAGGGCAUUUAUAAAGAGAUUUUCAGUAGUAGCUCAUGCUAUACCUGACUACCAUCCUGGAGAAGAUGUAUUUGAUUUAUCAAUCUCUGGGAAAAUCUUCAAUCAACAUGACCUUGACUUGAGGAAUUUCCAUUUCAUCCCUCAAAAUCCUAUGGAAAAACUUCUUCUUAGUUCUGAUGUAACACAGCAGCUUUUUUUGGCUGUUCAUGGUUUUCUGAGUUCUUACAGUUGCAGUGUGUGUCCCAUUCCAAUUCUGAAGUGGCUUUUUCAGAUGAUGUCUGUUCAUCCUAGCUAUUGUGUUUCCACCCAGAUUUUAGACAAGUUGAUAGAAAUAACACUAAACAAUGCCUCCAUCAGUGAUGAGCAGUCUAAACCGUGGAUCCCUUCUCUAGCUGAUGUCACAACUGUUUUUGUCAAUAUGGGUAUUAUGUUCAGGUCUCUCUUUCCAUUGCAACAUCUUCAGCCCAACUUUAAUGAGCGGGAUAUUUUAAGUCAGAGGCAAGGAACAGUGAGCAAAGAGCAGCCGGGAGGAUUUGCCGACUCUGCCAGUCCUGCCUUCUUCUGUUUACCAGAAAGCAAUCUAAUGAAUGUCAUCAAGUUUUUAGACUUCUGCACAACAGUAAUUCAAGAUGGAUAUACAGAUCAAGAAAUAUUGCUGCUGCUUCUGUUGCUUUUUAAAAUAAGCUUGGACAAACAGCUAAAGCAAGUCUCUUUAAUAGAUUUCCAGUGCCUUCUCACAAAGCUUCUAAUAAGUAUUAAAGACUGGGAUACAAAGAUGCCUGAGCUCUGCCUGGGGGUGAGCGAACUCUCCAGUCAGCACCAUAAUCUGCUGUGGCUGGUUCAGCUGGUGCCCAGCUGGAUAACACGUGGACGGGAAGUAAGGCGGCGCCUGAGCCUUGUGAUAAUUGCAAAGCUGCUUAACAAAAAGCACACGAGGAUACCUGAUGACUGUGACCAGCAGAUGUCUCUUCUGCAUCAGUAUCUGGUGUACAUGAAGCCUUCUAAUCUGCUAGAGAAGAUGAGAAAAGAUGAGCAGCAGAAUGUCAGUGAAGAACAUAUUAAAGAGCACAUUAAUACAGAGCUGGAACAGGAGGUAUAUUACCUCAUCUACAUCCUGCUCCAUCUGGUCAGUGAAGCUAGUUUCUUUGACACUGUAAACGCUGACCAAAGGCAACACUUACUGAAGUUUUGUAGUACCUUGGAUAAGCACAUAAAAUGUGAUAUUAGGGAAGAUGCAAGGCUGUUCUAUCGAACAAAGGUGAAAGACUUAGUUGCUAGGAUAUACGGCAGAUGGCAAGAUCUGAUACAGAACAGCCGGCUUACUCAGGGAAAGCUACAUGACUUCUGGGAGCCAGAUUCAUGAGAUCUUGCCUAGAUCAGGGAAAUAACAGCAAAAAAACCCAAUCUGAAACCGAGGAAUGUAGAGAAGGAAUGGAGCUUCACCUUGAUCAGAAUGCAAGAAUUACUGGCCGCCUGAAUUAGAACCUGAGCUUGGUUUAAGCAAAUACAAAAAACACAGUGAUCCAAUUUGAUUGGCAUUGCUUUUACUGUGAACAGUGUGGCACUUCUGAAAGUGGGUGAACUGAAGCAGCAGCUAUUUCUGUAGCUCUGUCUAGAUUGAAUUUUAUCAUGUUGAAAGUUGAAGGAAGCUUUAUUUCCGCUGUUAAUUGUGACACGUCUUUGGAAACUGUGUGUAUUGGUUUUCUAUAACCUAUAAGUAUUGCUUUGGGAUGGCUGGAAAAGAACUGCCCUGUGAUGUGAAAUGAGUCUAGAAACAGUAUUAUACCUUCUCUGUUGUAAGCAGGUGAGGAAGUGCUUCGCUACUGAUCUGAAUAGCAGAGCUGCCCACACAUCUUGGUCUGCAAAGCAAGAUUAAUUGGUCUGACCAUCCAGUCUCUAAAUAAUAAAAUGGCAGUGAUGUGUGCACAAGUGAUGGGGUGUUUUGUUCACUUGAGGGUGGAGACAGCUGAAGAGAGGCUGUGCCCAUACAAUGUAAGUGGAUGCUGCUUUGCUCUGUUGUCUUCUAACAAAUAACAAAGCAGAACUUAAUACAAAUAACACAGUAGCAUUUGCUGUUACUGCAGUGCAUUCGUUUUAACUUCCUCAUCUUCAGAUGUUAUUUAUGCAGUGAAUGUGACUGCACAGGAAGUGAUUUUGUAAGAUCCUAUUGUAAAUAAGCUCCCUUACACGAGUGGCCUUGUGCUACUCUUUAAAGAAAAAUCCCUUUAAGCGCUUUCUCUAAAUGGAGAAAAUGCUGUUCCUAAAAUAUCAAGUUUGAGGAUUGGAGGAGAGGUGGCCAGUGCAUGUGAACGUUAACUGAAAGCUGUAUGAGUAGUGAAUUCCUUUGUGCAAAGUCUUGCUGCAUACACAGCGUGAGCUCAGAGCUCCGUGGGCUGUUUGCAGUAAUGGGGGGAAGAUGUAAUCCCUGUGUGUGUGCUUUCCGUGUGAAUGCUGUAAUUUAAACGUACACUGUGGGCUCUGUGGUGCGUGUGUGUGUGUGAACAGGAAGUCACAGUGGGUAGAAUACCAAAUGGGAAAUCCAGAUUUUUUUAAUACUGCUACAGUUGUGUUUUAUAGUCUUGUUUCCUUUUAAUUUGUGUAGAUUGACCUAUCUUCUCCUGUACAGUAAACUUCCUACCGCUUGACAGGAAUGUAAAGUAAGGUUAACGUUAAAGUUAAAUCUGAAGUCUGCAUGUUGUGUGUAAAGGAGCUGCUGUGAGUGGGCCGCAGGCUCCAGGGAGGGGGUUCUGUUGGGGAAUCGGUGUUUUGUCUUGCCUUUCAAAUGUAGGCGAAGUCUGCAGUCUCUGCACCCUUCACAGGACUGUUAACUUCUCUUUGUCUCGGUGAGUGUUACAUCGUUAUCUGAGGGCAGAAAGAAGUCCCUUUUUUAAUCCCAGCGUGUCUCUUCGGAAUCGGUUGAAUCUACCUCAAAGGGAAUCUCCGACAACAGGACUGUCUGAGGCUGAAAGUAGGAAUGGUGUGUCGGUAUGCAGGUAUGCACUGCCCUCUGCUCUGCCCAGCGCUCCCUGUGGGACAACAUUCCAUCUGGUUGCAGUUGCUUCUUAUGUUUGAAUAUAUUGUAUGUGAUUUUAUUAAUGUUCCUAUCUUUUUCUCACUAAUGUUGUAUACGGUUUUUAAAAGUACGCUUACUUUAACGUGUAUAUAUUUUCUUACCAUGUAAAAUUGAAUUUGUGGUCCUGUAUAUUUUGGAGAAGGAAAGGGGUGAGAUUUAGAUCGGCGUCUUUCUUUGUUCCUCGUGUUGCAGUUUGGAGCACCUUGAAAGUGCUGGGGAUGUUUUUCUGUACAAAAUAACCACUUUGUUACUUACUUUUAUUCAGUAGACCAGUGAGAAAUAAAACCAGACUUUUCUAAUCCGAUGUCUGUGCACGAAGUCACCACAUCAACCGCUGCGCAGAAAUACGGCUGCAGGUCCUAUUUGGGUCUUCCUGCAGUGCUUAGGUUCACAGCCGAUUAGCUUACUAUAAAUGGAGAAAGUCUUGGAGUAAUUCUUAGCUCUGCCAGUUCUGUGUUUUCAUGCUUCAUGCCUGUGUAUACAUUCGGGCUUUUUCCCUCCUCCUUCUUUGUCUGGACUUCCUUCCAUCUGUCUGUAGCUGAGUUCCAACCCUUGGUUGCUCCUUCUGGACUUUGGUUGAAUUGGAGCUCAUCAGUACCCUGGCAGAGGUGAAACCAAAGCAUUGCUGCAGUGUCUUGAAUGGGGCUGCUGAGCUGAGUGCUGCUCCAGGGCUGCGAGGAACGGCCCGGCAAACCUGCUGCCAUCUUGUUUCACCCAGCCAGAAGUUACAUGCAUUGAAAAAGGCUGUUUGCACACUACAUGUCUUAACUGCUUUGGUUGUCUUCAGAUGUACGUUUUUGCACUGAGGUUUAUCUUUUGAUAUUAUGUUGGUUGUACUAAGAACCGUGUUAUCUUGUCUCAUGGGCAAUUGGGUGUACUUCAUUGCAGUAAUCACAGAUAAAAAUUAAAAGUGGACUAUAAAAUAUA